Falco peregrinus (peregrine falcon) is the source of this 1477-nucleotide messenger RNA. It is a transcript of the gene RAB20, whose product is annotated as RAB20, member RAS oncogene family. Lineage: Eukaryota; Metazoa; Chordata; Aves; Falconiformes; Falconidae. Gene Ontology annotation, molecular function: GTP binding; GTPase activity. The record is from RefSeq and is a predicted model, not a curated record. Bases 212 to 904 code for a protein of 230 amino acids. The transcript is spliced from 2 exons. Gene Ontology annotation, cellular component: endomembrane system. Gene Ontology annotation, biological process: intracellular protein transport.
CCGGAGCUGGGGCCGGAUCGCGGCGGCUCCGGCGGAGCCCCCGAAGUUUGCGCUGCCGGCGGAGGGCGGCCCGCGGGCCUUGUCCCGCCGCUUCCGGGGCUCCGCCGCGCCGGGCGGAGCGGGCCGGCGGGCGCCCGAGGGAAGCGGGCGGGCAGGCGGGCGGCAGCCGACCGCCGGCAGGACGGACCGGGCCGAGCCGAGCCGAGCCGCGAUGAAGAAGCCGGACGGGAAGGUGGUGCUGCUGGGGGACAUGAACGUGGGCAAGACCUCCCUGCUGCACCGCUACAUGGAGCGGCGCUUCCAGGAGACGGUCAGCACCGUCGGCGGCGCCUUCUACCUCAAGCAGUGGGGGCCGUACAACAUCUCCAUCUGGGACACGGCAGGACGGGAGCAGUUUCAUGGCCUCGGGUCCAUGUACUGCAGAGGAGCAGCUGCUGUGAUCCUCACGUAUGAUGUGAACAGCCUCCAAAGCCUGACGGAGCUGGAAGAAAGAUUCUUGGCACUGACAGACAGUGCGAGUGCUGACUGCAUCUUUGCUAUUGUUGGAAAUAAAGUUGACCUCACCAAUGACUGUGCUUUACCACCGGAUGAAAAUAAACCUGAGAAGUCUGUUGCCAGCUGUGGCUCGAAGGUGCGAAAACAAGUCCAUGCAGAGGAUGCGAUUGCGCUCUAUAAAAAAAUACUGAAAUACAAAAUGCUAGAUGAGAAGGAUGUUCCAGCAGCUGAGAAAAUGUGCUUUGAAACCAGCGCGAAAACAGGAUACAAGGUGGACUACCUCUUCGAAACUGUGUUUGAGAUGGUAGUCCCAAUAAUUGUACGGCAGAAAGCUGAGGGGCCGCCGCAAACUGUAGACAUCACAGACUACAAGCCAGCAAAAAGGACAAAAUCUGGUUGUUGUGCCUGAUCCAUUUAAGUGACGUACGAAAAAGGGAGGGAUUGUUUGCUCCAGCAAACUGAGGAGUAACAAGUGCUUGCUGUUCACUGGAAAGGAAAAGUCAAAGAAUAACUAGACUGAAAUGGUGUAUGUGGAAAAAAACCAAAAACAACCAAACCACAAAUCUUCUGGCUGUUAAAGGUUUCUGGGAAGCUCUGUGUAUGAAAAUAGGAAUGUGAGCGAAAUUACGAAGGAAGACUUGCCAGUUUCCAUGGUCUCUGAAGACAAAUGGUGUGUUAGUACAGUUGGUAGCGACAGUCAUUUGAACAGUUUUGAAGGAGUCUGAUUUUUAAUGACUCUCCAUUUCAUGUUGCAUGUAAAUGAUCUGUUUGUGUACUCCUGACAGCUUUCACAUGAUUAUCAUAUUUCCCCUUGUGAUUCUAACUUUGGAAGAUUCAACACAUGGUACUUUUUUAUUCUUAAAAAAAGAAAAUCCAAGUAUAAUUUAUAUUUGUAGCUAAUAAUUACAAUCUUUUUAUGUCAGAUACGACUGUAAGAUUCAUCAGCUGAACUAUUAAAAUCACUGUGGAUACAUACUGUUAA